This is a messenger RNA of Aspergillus pseudonomiae, 1563 nucleotides long. Its product is annotated as FAD-binding oxidoreductase. The transcript has 4 exons. The coding region runs from base 1 to 1563 and encodes 520 amino acids. The record is from RefSeq and is a predicted model, not a curated record. Gene Ontology annotation, molecular function: FAD binding. Lineage: Eukaryota; Fungi; Ascomycota; Eurotiomycetes; Eurotiales; Aspergillaceae.
AUGAUACGCACGCUUUCUUUCAUAGGCGCCUGGCUUGUUGCUAGUGGCACUGCUCUAGCGCAAGCCGACAGCAGCUUUGAGCCGGCCAACUUCAACGUCACUGCUGCGUUAAAAGAUUAUGGCGUUGAGAUAUCCAGUUUACCUACCCUGACAAAUUUGGCACAGCGAUCAACAGAAUCGUCUUGUCUUGCAGCUUGCACUAGCCUCAACUCCAUCUUUGGCUCUGAGAAAGUCCUAGCUCAGGGGAACGCAAGCUAUACAAGUUUUACGGACUCUUUCUGGUCUAACCAGCAGGCAGAAGUUCGCCCAUCUUGUAUUUUCAAGCCUGGCGUCAACAAAGAUGUUGCUAUAGUUGUGUUGCUAUCUCGGCUAACCAGGUGUCCGUUCGCGGCCAAGAGCGGCGGUCACGCCGCUUUCCGGGGCGCGUCCAGCAGCCCGGGGGGAAUUACCAUCUGGUUCACUGACAUGAAUGAUAUAAGCCUGAAUGAUGAUCGUUCGGUCGCAUCUAUCGGGCCAGGGAACCUCUGGGGCCAAGUUUAUAAGGCACUCGAACCGUAUGGGUUGGCCGUUGUCGGCGGUCGUGAGAGUAGCCUCGGCGUGGGAGGUUUUGUUACAGGCGGUGGCAUUGCCUUUCACUCCAACUUAUAUGGUUUGGCUUUGGAUAAUGUGGAAAGCUUUGAGAUCGUGACGGCCAGCGGCCGGAUUGUGACUGCUAGCGCAAAACACUUUUCAGACCUCUACUGGGCUCUCCGCGGCGGAGGCAAUAACCUUGGUCUCGUUACCAAGUUCAACUUGUAUACAAUCCCGAGUUCGACAAUGCGCGGGACUACGCGCGCCAUUGAGCAAGCUCGACUCCCGGAGGUCGUCAGUGCUUUCGUAAGUGUCGCCCGUGGCGCAACAUCCGAUGGCAACGCCCAGCAAUACGUCGCAUUUGCUCGUAUGCAAGGAGUGACUGUCGCAUCUGCAGAGCUCUCAUACGCGCUGAAUACAACAGACCCGCCUAUCUUUAAGCCAUACAGAGACAUCCCCGCAUUGGCCGAUAUCACCGAGUCCAGGAGCCUAGUGGAGUACGCCGAGUAUAUCAAUGACCAAAACCCCGACGGCCACCGGGAGAUGUACUGGACAGUUGCGGCGCAGCUAGAUGAAUCAUUCGCCCGCUGGGCGGCUGAAUACUUCUUCGAGGUCAUGCCGCAAGCAGCCAACAUAUCGGGUGGCAACCCUGUGAUAAUUUACCAGGCACUGACGGAGCCGAUGCUGGCCAACAUGACCAAGUUUGGUGGCAAUGCGUUGGGUUUGGAUACAUCACAAGGACCGCUGAUUCUAUUCAAUAUGGCCUUUUGGUGGGAUAACGCGGCCGACGACAAUGCCGUCUACGCUUUCAUUUACGAUUACUUUAAAGUCAUCACCGAGGAAGCAAAGAAGCGUGGUAUUGCCCAUCAGUAUAUCUAUAUGAAUUAUGGCAGCCAGUUCCAAGAUGUCAUUGCGGGUUACGGUGCAGACAGCAAGGCCCGCCUGCAGAAACCUGGAUAUUUCAAGUUAAAUGGGGCACCUGUGCAAUACUGA